This is a messenger RNA of Ostrea edulis (European flat oyster), 3602 nucleotides long. Its product is annotated as alpha-L-fucosidase-like. Gene Ontology annotation, cellular component: lysosome. NCBI's taxonomy places the organism in Eukaryota, Metazoa, Mollusca, Bivalvia, Ostreida, Ostreidae. Gene Ontology annotation, molecular function: alpha-L-fucosidase activity. Gene Ontology annotation, biological process: fucose metabolic process; glycoside catabolic process. Bases 37 to 1404 code for a protein of 455 amino acids. The transcript is spliced from 8 exons. The record is from RefSeq and is a predicted model, not a curated record.
GGGUUUUAUUGCAUCCACUGUGUUUACAGUGAUAUAAUGUCUUCUGCACAGGCUUUCGUUUUCUUUGUUGUAUUAUUAUUUACUACGAGUUCAGACUGUCAGAAAUAUAAACCCACAUGGGAGAGUAUCGACUCUCGUCCAAUUCCUGGUUGGUACGACGAUGCCAAAGUGGGCAUGUUCAUUAACUGGGGAGUUUACACCGUGCCCUCUUGUACCAGUGAGUGGUUCUGGUGGUACUGGAAAGGACAGCCACAAGCAUACGUGGUAGAAUUCAUGAAAAAGUUUUAUCCACCGAAUUGGACGUAUGCAGAUUUCGCUAAACAAUUCCGUGCCGAGUUUUAUGAUCCCAAGAAGUGGAAAGAUAUCAUUGUUGCUUCCGGUGUUAAGUAUGUAGUUUUGGCAUCCAAGCAUCAUGAUGGCUUCAGCAUGUACCCAACAAAUGUGACAUAUCAAUGGAAUGCAAGAGAUGUUGGUCCUAAACAAGAUCUUGUGGGUCCCUUAAAGGAAGCACUACAAGGAACAGGGGUCAGGUUUGGGAUCUAUCAUGCAAUGAUUGAGUGGUUCAACCCAAUAUGGCUGGCAGACCAAAAGAACAAUUUAACUACACAAAGAUAUGUCAAAGACUACAUCCACCCACAACUACACGAAAUCAUCAACACAUACAAACCAGAUAUACUCUGGAAUGAUGGCGGCUGGCUCGCUCCAAGCUGGUACUGGAACUCCACCAUAUUCUUGGCCUGGUUAUACAAUAAGAGUCCUGUCAAAGAAAACAUUGUUGUGAAUGAUCGAUGGGGCUCUGACUGUUUUUGCAAACAUGGAGGAAUAUGGACCUGUUCGGAUCGUUUUCACCCCGAUCAUUUGAUGCCACAUAAAUGGGUGAAUGCCAUGACGAUAGACAAAGGUUCCUGGGGCUUUAGAAGAAAUGCGGAUCUGAGUCAGUUUUACUCUAUAGAAGAUCUCCUGGAGGAAGUGAUUUACACCAUCAGUUUUGGAGGAAACAUUCUGAUUAAUGCUGCACCAACAUCUUGGGGCACCUUUUCCCCAAUCUAUGAGGAACGAUUCCGUCAACUUGGGGCGUGGUUAAAGGUGAACGGAGAGGCGAUUUAUAAAACGACACCGUGGAGUCACCAGAACGACACAUACAGCCCAAGAACUUGGUACACAGCAUCGAAGGCAGAUAAGUCUGUGAUUUACUGCAUGAUCUUGGACUGGCCUCUAAGCAAUGAAAUCCUCCUGGGAUCACUGAAGGGUUUACAAGUUUCUUCAGUUGAACUGAUGGGAUCAGAUGCAGUGAUGUAUUUUUUCCAGGAAUCACAAGGGCUUAGGGUUUUAUUCCCUUCCAUCAACAUCCGUAAAAUGCCUUGUCAGUGGGCCUGGAGUUUGAAAAUCACAUUCCGAAAAUAGUGAAAUAGACGAGUCCUUAAAUACAGACUGAGAUUAGGAGCAGAUUUGGAAUCUCACAUUUGAAAUUGAGCAGUAUAAUUCUAAUAUAGUAGUUUUAUUGCAACUUCUCAGGCCUUUCCGACAAGCGCAGAAAAUAACUGAGAAUAUAUUACGAACAUUUAAUGUAUGCUUUUGAUUUUCAAAUCAAAGGUAAUGGGUUUUUUUCGAUAAUAUAGCAAAUGUUGUCAGAUGGUGCCAUAUUAAUGUUUAUAUGAAAUUUGUUUGAUCAGAAUCUUUCCAUGUGGAUAUUUUUCAUGAUAAUCACAUUAUUCACAACUUGAAUACAAUAUUGGAUCUGUAUAAAACAUUUAUUAUAUAUAAACUAUAUAUACUUACACAUUGAAUGAAUACAUAUGUUAUUAGUGUUAAUGAUAAUAAAAUAAAAUAUGUGCAAAGUCUAUGUACAUAUUGUAUUAUACAUUGAAUAAUACAGCAAUAUUUGUAUUUCAUUAUAUAAUAUUGAAAUUUCUUUUUUGUAUCAUAAGUUACUUUAUGUUGGGUUUUUUAUAUGUUUUACUAUCCUAGGGUUUUUCAAAUAGAAAAUUUGCAUGCACAUUUUUCUGAUGCAUAUACUAGUAUGUACAUGUAUUUGUGAUUUUCAUUGAAAUUGCACUUUGAGAGUUCGUGGCUAGACUGUUAUUUGCCAUUGUACUUGCACGAUAUAGACAGCGUGUACUAACAAAUAGUUUUUACUAUCUCUGUUUAAGAAUGUGUUGUUGUGUUUUUCUUCUUUGUAUUACGUGUGUGAUAAAUUUCUGAGUGUGACCUCUGACCCUGCUUUAAUGUGAUUGGCUAAUUUACUGUUGUUAACGUUAUGGAUGAAUUGUUGCAAGUUCUUUGAUGAUUUAAGUUCAUUUUUUUUUAAAACAAGUUGUUUCUGCUGAGAUCCUUUUGAUCUAAGAUUUUUAGUUGUUUAAAAUGAUGUUGUACAUGUAAUAUUGAAUUUUUAAAGGUAUGUAAUUUUAAAAAAAAAGGUUUCACACAAUACGCCUUUUAGUUAUAUGUAAUACAUUAGUAAGCAACAUCAACUUCUUUUCUCCACACCACACACACUGGCAACUAGAUCUGUCACGCAACACACAGUGGCCACUAGAUCUGCAACUAGCUCACAAGUGUAAAACUUACAACUAGCUCAUGAGUGGAAAACUUACAACUAUUUCACGAGUGUAAAACUUGCAACUCUCUCAUGAGUGUAAAACUUGCAAUUAUCUCACAAGUGUAAAACUUGCAACUAUCUCACAACUUUAAAACUUGCAAGUAUCUCACAAGUGUAAAACAUAACUAGCUCAUGCGUGUAAAAUUGGCAAGUAGCUCACAAUUAAGUGUAAAAUUCUCUACUAACUCACGAUUGUAAAUUGUCUACUAACUCACGAGUGUAAAUUGUCCCCUAGCUUACGAGUGUAGGAUUUGGAAGUUUAUCACCUGUGUAAAAUUGUCUACUAACUUACAAGUGUAGAAUUGGGAAGUAGCUCACCUGUGUAAAACUUGCAAGUAGCUUACAGGUUUACAGCUAGCCACUGACUCAUGAGUGCAGUAAAACUGGUAACUAGCUUAUAUGUGUUUAAACCUGGCAACCGUCCUGCGGUUGUGCAAUUGGUUACUCAGUCACAAUUGUAUAAAACAAGCAACUUCCUCGCAAUGAUGAAACUGGUGACUGUGAGUUUCAUGUUUCAUUUCAUGUGCAACUCAUCCAUGUUCAAUGUAGGCAACUAAUUCAUGAGUAUAACUCUAUGUGUUGUGGAACUCUUCUGUGUUUCUAAUAGGAAAUAGUUGUGUGAAGAUUUUGUUAAGGUUUAUUCUGAUUUGUUUAUUUUUAUUAUUUUCUGUUAUAUCUUGAAAUGGAUUGUUUCUAUUUUAUCCUGAAAUUGAUUGUUUGCAUAAUAUUUCAUACAUUCCAUUACAGAUAUUUCACUUCAGAUUUUUGAUGCAGAUUAACUGUGAUUAAUUAUAUACAUGUACAAACAGAGAAUAUUUUUUUCUAAAUUGAAUACAUUUAUUUGUUGUGUAUUAUAAUACACGUAUAUAGUGACCGUCCAUGAUUGUGGAUCUGCUAAAUACAUAUUGUAAAACUUAAGAAAUCUGUGUGACCUAAUUAUUGACUGUGUAUCUCUGUAUUUAUUGGAAUUUAUAUAGAUGAAAAUAAAAUGUAGUUUGAUUUG